Gossypium arboreum is the source of this 1343-nucleotide messenger RNA. RefSeq lists its product as uncharacterized. Gene Ontology annotation, molecular function: DNA binding. Gene Ontology annotation, cellular component: transcription factor TFIIIC complex. NCBI's taxonomy places the organism in Eukaryota, Viridiplantae, Streptophyta, Magnoliopsida, Malvales, Malvaceae. The transcript has 6 exons. Gene Ontology annotation, biological process: 5S class rRNA transcription by RNA polymerase III; transcription initiation at RNA polymerase III promoter. The coding region runs from base 444 to 1343 and encodes 299 amino acids. The record is from RefSeq and is a predicted model, not a curated record.
ACCCGAUUCACAGUCGCCUCCUGUUUAGAGUUGUACUCUAUACUCCUUUUAACCGCUUUCUCCCACGUCGGCGUCACUUCCCGCCAAUUCUCCAUUACAUUCGCCCUUUGAAUUCAAUUUCUUCAAAGAAAAAAACUGUUGUGUUGAUCACAGCCGAAAAUUCCAAUCGAUGGAUGCCAUCAUGUCAUCAGCUCUCGAAGAAAUCUGUUCAAAAGGUCGUGAUGGCGUUGCAUUAUCUUCUCUCUGUUCGAAGCUCGGUUUGAGCGUCGAAAUUAGACGAGCCUUAUGGGCUAACCUACUCGAAAUUCCGGCGGUUCAGUUCCGAAAGCGUGAUCGUGUUUACGAUCACAAUGAUCCUUUGGUUCGACGCUUUGAGGAUACGGAAAAGCUGGAUUUAAUUAUUGUUGCUAAGAACAAAUUAUGUGAUAAUUUUUUAGGUGUUUAUGAUUUUUCUUUUUGGAGAUGGAGAAAAAGAGGUUAAUCAACAAAGAUUCGUUCUUCAACGCAUUGCCUCUGCAAGAGCAAAUGGAAUAACUCAAAAUCAGCUUAGCAAGGAAUUUGGAAUCGAAGAAAAUACAUUUUUCUAUGUGGUAAGGAAGCUUGAGAAAAGAGGCUUAAUCGUAAGACAAGAAGCAGUUGAGAAAACAAGAGGAAGCAGCAAACAAAAGUUAGCCACAAGGUUAAUUCAUUUAUACCGUUAUGCAAAGCAUUUGGGAUCUCAAGAGAAAUUCGAGGUUACCAAAGAUGAAGGAAGUAUCGGCAAAGAGGAUUCGGAGGAUGUGCUUAUAAAUGAUUAUUUACCAUCAAUUAAAACUAUCUGUGAUAAACUUGAAGAAACUCAUGGCAAGGUUCUUGUCAUUUCAGGUAUUAAACGUGACCUUGACUAUUUUGGGUCACAGAACGCGAGACAUGAAUGGAAGAAAGUACAUUUGUUGUUGUUUUUGUUGUUGAUGUUGUGUGUGUUUCUUAAUGGUUUCCAUCUAUUUCUUCAUCUGCAAAUUUUUCUUAUAGAUAUAUUGCAGAUUGAUAAAUGCUGGUUUAGUAGAGGAGACUACUGUAAAAGUGAAUGGGAAGAUUGUUUUAUUUCGAGAGAUGAGCCUUGCCUACAUUUGCUAAAAAAGUUUUGCCCUUUGGAUUAUGAGCGAAAUACAACCAGAUGUGUUGAAGGCAAAGAGUUCAAAUUUGGAAGAUGUCAAAUGGCUAACCAGCUUGUGGAGCUUCCCAUUGAUCAUCAGAUUUACGAUACAAUUGAUGCUACAGGAUCCAAAGGGAUGCUUAUUACAGAGGUAGGCAAGAGGUUUGGAAUUAUAAGAAGACGAAUCGCAGAAACUGUUUUUCAGUGA